GUCGUAUUCGUCGGCCGUCAGUUGAAAUUGAUCGCGUGACUCGAAAGCGCGUGUUUCGCGCGUAGAACAAAAUAUAAUUGUUUUGAAAAGUGAAUUGAAUUUAUAUAUUUAAAAAAUGGCGUGUCCUAUGAGAUCAGCGUUAGAAGAUAUAGGGCAAGAUGGUAACCACCUGGGCAAUGAGGCUGGUAUGCUGUAUGGCGAAUACCUGAUGCUGGACAAGCUUCUAGCUGCGCAGCGGAUGCUUAGCGCAGAGACCUCCAAGCCAGUACACGAUGAACAUCUCUUCAUUGUUACACAUCAAGCAUACGAACUAUGGUUCAAGCAGAUCAUCUUCGAAGUGGACUCGGUGCGAUCCAUGCUGAAUGUGGAAGGGUUGGAUGAGAGCCACACCAUGGAGAUACUGAAGAGAUUGAACAGGGUCGUGCUUAUAUUAAAGCUGCUGGUAGACCAAGUAAUGAUAUUGGAAACAAUGACGCCUCUAGACUUCAUGGACUUCAGACAGUACCUGCGUCCCGCUUCAGGCUUUCAGAGUUUACAGUUCAGAUUAUUAGAAAACAAGCUGGGCUUAAAACAAGCAUUACGUGUAAAAUACAACCAGAAUUACCAGACAGUGUUUGAUGACGAUCCAGAAGCGAUGGUGGCGUUAAAGAACUCAGAGGAAGAACCAGCUCUACUCGCCCUCAUAGAGCGUUGGUUAGAGCGCACGCCGGGCCUCAACACUCACGGGUUCAAUUUCUGGGGAAAAUUCGAGGCAGUCGUCACCAAAAUGCUGGAAGACGAUAUAGAGGAAGCAAGGCGGGAACCCAACGAAGUGGUGCGGUCCCACCGCCUCCAAGACAUCGAAAAUCGGCGAGAGAUCUACCGCUCGAUCUUUGAUCCAACAGUCCAUGACGCUUUAAGAUCCAGGGGAGAAAGGAGGUUAUCCCACAAAGCGCUGCAAGGCGCUAUAAUGAUCACGUUCUACCGUGACGAACCUCGCUUCUCGCAGCCACAUCAGCUGCUAACUCUCCUCAUGGAUAUGGACAGUCUUAUUACGAAAUGGCGAUAUAAUCAUGUAAUAAUGGUACAACGUAUGAUUGGCUCGCAACAGCUCGGGACCGGCGGCUCCUCUGGCUAUCAAUAUUUACGAUCGACUUUGAGCGACCGUUACAAAGUGUUCCUGGAUCUCUUCAACUUAUCAACGUUCCUCCUCCCACGGUCCCUCAUUCCACCUCUCGAUGACGGGAUGAAGAGGGACCUCAACCUCACUUGGGGAGAGCAGGUUAAGGAGAAUGGAAUGGAAAAACAAAAUGGCCAAAACGGGUUGGAAUCGUCUUUAUAGAACCUAGAAAACAUUUAAUUCUAAGUUCAUACAUAUUUUCAGGCAUAUUCUUUAAAGAAAUUUUCGAAAUGCAAAAAUAUGUUUUGCUAUUGCAUGGAUAUAUUAUGUGAUUAAUUCUUAUAAAUUUUAUACUGUCUAAGGCGUCAAUCUAGUAUUCCAAAUGAUUUUAAUUUGUUUUUUAUUGAACUAUGACAAUAAAACUUCAGUGAAUAUAAGUUAAAAUGUACUAGAUUCAUUUUUAAAUAAUAAACAACCAUUCAAUAAA
Molecule: messenger RNA, 1586 nt
Organism: Zerene cesonia (dogface butterfly)
Lineage: Eukaryota; Metazoa; Arthropoda; Insecta; Lepidoptera; Pieridae
Gene: vermilion
Product: tryptophan 2,3-dioxygenase
Exons: 10
Coding region: 116-1321 (401 amino acids)
Molecular function (GO): metal ion binding; heme binding; L-tryptophan 2,3-dioxygenase activity
Source: RefSeq, a predicted model, not a curated record